Messenger RNA from Histoplasma capsulatum G186AR, 1131 nucleotides. NCBI's taxonomy places the organism in Eukaryota, Fungi, Ascomycota, Eurotiomycetes, Onygenales, Ajellomycetaceae. The record is from the annotation of a RefSeq genome assembly.
AUGAGAAUUUUAAAAAACCGUCCUUUAUUAAAUAUAUUAAAUUCAUAUUUAAUAGAUUCACCUCAACCAUCUAAUAUUAGUUAUUUAUGAAAUUUUGGUUCAUUAUUAGGUUUAUGUUUAGGUAUACAAAUAGUUACAGGUGUAACUUUAGCUAUGCAUUAUACACCUAAUGUAUUAGAAGCUUUUGAUUCGAUAGAACAUAUUAUGCGUGAUGUAAAUAAUGGAUGAUUAAUAAGAUAUCUACAUUCAAAUACAGCUUCAGCUUUUUUUUUUUUAGUUUAUCUACAUAUAGGUAGAGGUUUAUAUUAUGGAUCAUAUAAAUCUCCAAGAACAUUAACAUGAAGUAUUGGUACUAUUAUGUUAUAUGUUUUACCUUAUGGUCAAAUGAGUUUAUGAGGUGCAACAGUUAUUACUAAUUUAAUGAGUGCUAUACCUUGAGUAGGUCAAGACAUAGUUGAAUUUUUAUGAGGUGGUUUUUCUGUAAAUAACGCUACAUUAAAUAGAUUUUUUUCUUUACAUUUUGUUUUACCUUUUGUUUUAGCUGCUUUAGCUUUAAUGCAUUUAAUAGCAUUUCAUGAUACUGUUGGUUCUGGAAAUCCUUUAGGUAUUUCCGGUAAUUACGAUAGAUUGCCUUUUUCUCCUUAUUUUAUAUUUAAAGAUUUAAUAACUAUUUUUAUUUUUAUGUUUAUUUUAUCUGGAUUUGUUUUUUUCAUGCCUAAUUUUUUAGGUGAUAGUGAAAAUUAUGUUAUGGCUAAUCCUAUGCAAACUCCACCUGCUAUAGUACCAGAGUGAUAUCUUUUACCUUUUUAUGCUAUAUUAAGAUCUAUACCUAAUAAAUUAUUAGGUGUUAUAGCUAUGUUUAGUGCUAUUUUAAUUUUAUUAAUUAUGCCUAUUACUGAUAUAUCUAAAUUAAGAGGUAUACAAUUUAGACCUUUAAGUAAAUUAGCUUUUUAUAUUUUUGUUGCUAAUUUUUUAAUUUUAAUGAUAUUAGGAGCUAAACAUGUAGAAGCACCUUUUAUAGAAUUAGGUCAAAUUAGUACGAUUUUAUAUUUUUCUCACUAUUUAAUAAUAGUACCUUUGGUAAGCUUAAUAGAAAAUAGUUUAACAGAUUUAGUGAUCAAGAAAAAUUAA